AUGCACUUCGACUACGGCCUCCAGCAACGCGUGCAGUCCCAGCUGCCCGACAGCGCAACUAUCGCCGUCCCUGGAGCUCUGGUCUGGGGCCAGGGCCGGUGGGACGGCCCCAUCAAUGGCGUGGAGCAGGUCGCCGUGGGCACCCGCGUGCGGGUCCGUGCUCGAGUCCCGGUCGGGGCUCUCGAGGGGCGCCUGCAGGGCCUCGGGGUGAACCUGGGCCAUGCACUGGGCCACCUCCUUGCGAGCCUGGGUGGCGUGCCCGACAGAGGCGGGGAGCCCGCCUGCCGCGUGCGAGGACAUCGACCGCUCUCUGUCUCCCAGGGCAUCUUCUCGAAGGGCCGAGGACGCAGGGAGGCCCAGCCCAGCGCCGUCCUGCUCGGAGAGGACGGCAGCGCUCCCAGGAGCUCCUCCGCCAGAAUGGGGUGCAGCUUCCACUCGACCUGCAAGGUCGCUGGGUGUGGGUCGUUCUGCCUGGACUCUGCCACCCGCAGCAGGUUCCAAUCGUCCAGGAUCUGUUCCGCUGCUUCACUGCCUGCCACUGGUAACUCGUCACGAAGUACUGGCGUGUCUUCUCGUAGCCGAGGCUCGAUGACCGCGCGGGCGAUCUUGCAGUUGCCGUCGCGCGCCUUCGUGCAGAAGGCCUUCCAGUCCUGGUACUUGGCACAGAGCCUCCUCCACAUCCUGGCAAACGAUCUCCAAGCCAUCGUGUCGGACCUGCCAGUGUAUGUCUUGAGCUCCUGGACCUUGUCGAGCAUGGCCGCUUUGCGCCUCUUGAGGCCCUUCGCCCUGCCACAGAAGCACCCUUGCUUGUCGCCCGGGAUGUCGAAGAUCUCGCAGGAUGAACGGGUAGGGUGGCGCCUGCAGCGUGGUGACCACGUAUCCGAGGAGCGCCUCGUUGUCGUCCACGACGCCGAUGCCGUGCGUCAGGUAGGGGCCGCUGCACCGGGGCCAGUCGCGGAGCUGCGGCGGCGGCUGCUGGCGCGGAGCGAGAGCGACGAGCGCUUUGCGGCCUGGCAGCAGGCGGUGCGGUCGCUGGAGCGGCAGGUCCACGCCUGCGGGGGCGGCGAGGCCGGUCUCCCCGCGCUCCGGGCCCGCUGGCGCGAGCUGCUGGCGCGGGGCCCCGCGCUCCGCGAGAGCAGACAGGCCGCGGCCCUGCGCCUCAUGAACGGCGGCGCGCCGCUCCGCGGGCCGCCCCCCGCGGGCCCGCCGGGGCCGGGGCGGCCCCGGCGCCUGCGCGCGAAGACCUCGUGGCCGUGA
Prorocentrum cordatum is the source of this 1257-nucleotide messenger RNA. The record is from the annotation of a GenBank genome assembly. NCBI's taxonomy places the organism in Eukaryota, Dinophyceae, Prorocentrales, Prorocentraceae.